AUGCCAAACACUGUCCAACCAAACAUAUUUACAUCAGGAAAGAUCAGCAUUAGAAUCAGAAAUCAACAAUCUAUUGGCCCAAGGGGUUAUAACCAAGAUCUCUUUAAACGAACCGUGUUUUUAUCAAGACUUUUUCUUAUACCAAAGAAGUCAGGAGAUCUAAGGCCAAUUCAAGAUGGAAGGAAUCCAGUUAGUAAAGACACUACUAAAACCAAAGAAUUACAUAACAAAGAUAGAUAUAAAGAAUGCUUUUUAUCACAUCCCAUUAGCUUAUUUGUCAAGGUCCUUCUUCACAUUCGAAUUUCUAAAUUCAUGUUAUACAUUCAUGGCUUUACUCUUUGGACUUACAACAAGUCCCAGGAUCUUCACCAAGAUUCUAAAACCGAUAAUAAAGCACCUGAAAGCUCAGAGAAUCAGAUUAAUCGUCUAUUUAGACAACAUCAUAAUAAUGGCAGAGUCAGAAAAGCAAGCUAUAGAGCAUACCAAGAAAGUGAACUCAACCAACAUGUCUCUCAAGAUUCCAAUGAAAAAAAUCAAAGAUAUCAUUCGGGAAUGCAAGAAACUGAAGGCUAUGAAAGCAGUCCACAUUCGCAAGCUGGCAACCUUAUUAGGCAGGAUGAAUGCUACAGAGAAAGCCCUUUUACCAGGUGCAGUUCUAAACGACCAAGUGAUUUUUGGAACAUGGACAGGAAAAACAAGACAGAAACACAUCAAUUAUCUGAAACUCCUAGCUGGUGGAACUACCUCAACUCAAUUGAGUUAUCUAGCAGAAUCGAUAUAGUUAGAAUGUAUCAAACACCAGGUGAAUCUGAGAGCAGAACAUAUUCCAGGACAACUCAACACACUAGCAGACCAGGCAUUACGGAAACAGAACCACCUCACUCUAAGUUACAUUUUCUGGAAACCAGACCUGAAUGCCUUAGCCACAGAUGCUCUUCGAGUUCUAUGGAAGGGUUGGAAUAUUUGGGCAAACCUACUAUGGGUCCUCCUACCCAAAGUACUACGCAAGGUAAUCAGAGAAAGGGUGACAAUCGUGCUAAUAUUCCCAUUAUGGCAAACAGCUUUCUGGUUUCCAACACUAUUAUCACUUCUAGACGAUUUCCCAAUUCUUCUCCCCAGGAACUCAGUAGAACAAACCAACAACUAUGA
Cetraspora pellucida is the source of this 1149-nucleotide messenger RNA. The record is from the annotation of a GenBank genome assembly. Lineage: Eukaryota; Fungi; Glomeromycota; Glomeromycetes; Diversisporales; Gigasporaceae.